UCACAAAAUAUUUGACAAAAAAUUAGCAAGUUUUGAAGUUCAUUAUCGGCAUGCGUUAAAGUCAGUUAAAGUUUUAAAAUAGUUCAAUUUGCACCUCCUUUGAAAAAAGUUACUUGUAAACGAUGUCGUGGAUUUUAUUGUGGAUCGUUUUAAAUUUAAAAUACUUACUAGCUCUUGUAAUUUUGGGAAUUUACAUCUAUUGGCAUUGGACAAGGAGAGAACUUUACAUUGCCUCGUGGAAAUUAGAGGGUCCCUUUUGUUGGCCAUUUAUUGGGAAUUUACCGAGUGUCAUCAAGCAUCGAAAACGUAUAAUGAAUUUCGCCGACGAACUUACCCAAUGCUACAAAAACCCUCCCCGUUUCUGGAUGGGACCUUUUCUCAUGGUUUACAUGUCAGAGCCUGACGAUCUUCAAGUUGUGCUGAACCACACAAAUGCCUUAUCAAAAACUUUCAUCUACAAAUUCGGUCAUGAUUACAUCGGAAAGAGCUUAUUAACAAUCGAAGGUCCCAAAUGGCGCCAAAGACGCAAAAUAAUGAAACCAACUUUCAACAUUGACAUUUUGGAGGGUUACAUUUCGAAGUUUGAUCGUGCCUCGGAUGUCCUCGUUGAGCGAUUAGCAACGACAAAGGCCAAAAAAGUGGAUGCUUUUAACUAUGUUGUACGAUGCACGAUAGAUAUGAUCAGCGAAACGGCCUUUGAUACGACAAUUGAUGCCCAAACCGAGCGAAUUGGGGAGGAUAUGAUGCAUGCGAUGCACAAUGUUUUUGGGGUUUUAUUAAAGCGGACUGUUAGAUUGUGGCUUUAUGUUGAUGAAAUUUUCAAAAGAACAAAACUUUAUGAAAAUUUUAUGAGAUCAAUUUCAAUUUUUCAUGCAUACACAGACAAAGUAUUCGAUCGAAAAACCCGCGAAUGGCAAAAUCGCAUCAACGAAUCGCCCGAAUCUCUUAAUGGAAGUGUCAAUAACUUCAUAGAUUAUCUCAUAACGAACCAUUUGACGUCUAAUAACAACGUAAACUACCUGGCAAAAGACGAAAUUAAGCGCGAAAUGGAUGGAAUGUUCGCAGCUGGCUCUGACACGACAGCUCACACAAUUAGUUUCAUCUUGUUACUCCUGGCGAUGUUUCCGGAACACCAAAAAGCUGCAAGAGAAGAGGUUUUAGAACUCUUCCAAAGGCUAGAAGAUACAAAAUCUACUAUCAAAAGACAUCAUUUGCAUGACUUACCGAUCCUUGACAUGAUAAUUCAGGAGAGUUUACGUCUUUUUCCGCCAACGCCGUUUAUUGCGCGACAACUUGACGGUCCGGUAACGCUCAAAAGUGGCAUUGUGUUGCCCAAAAAUACUCACAUCGGGGUAGGAAUUUACUCAGCUCACAGAAAUCGGGAGGUUUGGGGUGAAGAUGCCGAUAAAUUUCGCCCGGAAAGAUUUUCCAUAGAAAAUUUGCAGAAAAUUAAGAAUUUUUCGUAUUCGUUUAUUCCAUUUGCAGCGGGAGAAAGGAAUUGUAUAGGACUCAAGUUUGCCAGAUAUUCGAUGAAAAUGAUGUUGAUGAAAAUUUUGAGAGACUUUGAGGUUGAAACUGAUGAAAAAUUCGAGGAAAUUGAGUGUGAGGUGAAUGUUUUGGCCAAAAAGGUUAAUGGAUGGAACGUGAGAUUUAGAAAAAGGGAAAAAUUUUAAUUUUUAGAAAAAAAGAGAUUUUUUUUAAAAGAGGGUUUAGGAAAGAAUUUUUG
This is a messenger RNA of Culicoides brevitarsis, 1726 nucleotides long. Its product is annotated as cytochrome P450 4g15-like. Gene Ontology annotation, molecular function: iron ion binding; monooxygenase activity; oxidoreductase activity, acting on paired donors, with incorporation or reduction of molecular oxygen. The record is from RefSeq and is a predicted model, not a curated record. Bases 123 to 1673 code for a protein of 516 amino acids. Lineage: Eukaryota; Metazoa; Arthropoda; Insecta; Diptera; Ceratopogonidae. The transcript has 3 exons.